UUGAUUAAAGGUUCAGCUCAGGUGUGUUUUACCUGUUAGCUGCUACCUGGCUGCUGUUAAACCCGUUGAACUGCUUCAUUCUACUCUCUUUAUCUGCUGUUUGUUGUUCAGUAACAUCACUGCAGCCUACAGAUUAGAGAAAUGACCUCAACAUCAGAUCUGGAGCAGAUGGCAGAAAUCGAACUGCAGAAAGAGGAAGAGGAGGACGAUCAGAGGUGUGUCACCGACGGUCCAUCGCUUCCUCCGGCCAGCACCUUCAGUCCUGACCUUUCUCACCCGUAUUAUGAUGUGGCUCGACACGGCAUCAUCCAGGUCUCCGGUGACGACAAGUACGGCAGGAAGUUGAUCAUCUUCAGCAGCUGCUGUUUGCCUCCAUCACACGAGCUGAACCACCGACGCCUGCUGGAGUACCUGAAGUUCACGCUGGACCAGUAUGUGGAGAUGGACUACAUUCUGGUUUACUUCCAUUACGGCCUGAGGAGCAGCAACAAGCCGUCUCUGAAAUGGUUACGAGAAGCUUACAGCGAGUUCGACCGCAAAUACAAGAAGAACCUGAAGACUCUGUUCGUGGUUCAUCCUACAAACUUCAUCAGGAUCGUCUGGAACAUUUUCAAACCUCUGAUCAGUCACAAGUUUGGGAAGAAGCUGACGUACGUGAACUACCUGGCUGAGCUCCGGGACCACCUGAACUACGAGCAGCUCAUCGUCCCUCCCGAAGUUGUCAGACACGAUGAGAAGUUACGAGCUGCUCAGAAAGGCGGACCCCCUCCCUCAGUGAAGACUCCCCCGCCUCGCCCCCCCCUGCCCACGCAGCAGUUUGGUGUCAGUCUGCAGUACAUCAGAGAGAAGAACCGCGAGGCGAUAAUCCCACCUGUGCUCUCUCAGACUGUGACCUACCUGAAGCAGAAAGGUCUGAGGACGGAGGGCAUCUUCAGACGGUCCCCUCGUGUGCAGCUCAUCAAGGACGUUCAGAAACUCUACAACCAGGGGAAACCUGUGGACUUCGAUCAGUACUGUGACGUCCACGUUCCAGCUGUGAUCCUGAAGACGUUCCUCAGAGAGCUUCCUGAACCGCUGCUCACCUUCAGAGUCUACAACCAGGUCCAGGAGCUCCUCAAUGUGGAGAGCAGUCUGCGGGUCACCAGGUGUAAAAACAUCGUUGAAAGUCUUCCUGAACAUCAUUUCAUCGUCACCAAGUUCCUGCUGAGCUUCCUGCACACGGUGUCUCUGGAGAGCAUUGUGAACAAGAUGAGCCCGUCCAAUCUGGCCUGUGUGUUCGGGGUGAACCUGGUCUGGCCUCGUCACGGUUCGAUCUCUCUGACCGCUCUGACCCCCAUCAACAUCUUCACCGAGAUCCUCAUCGAGCACUUCCCCACCGUGUUCGGCUCCCGCUGCCCACCUGCACAGGUAAUCCCCUGAACACCUGCAGAGCAACAGCUGGCUCCAUGUCCUCGGGAGUGUUUUUUACUUUUUAAAAAAACACUUUUCGGCCUGAGAGACACAAACACUCACCAGCUGGUGACGAUGAUGAUGACGAUUCCUAAAGACGUUUGCUCUCACCUGGACAGAAUCUAAACGUGGGACCUCAGAAGAGGAACCUUUACACUGUGACUUUUGUUUUCCUCUUGCACCGUGAUUCAGAUCCAUCAGCUGGUAAAAACUAAACUUUCCACUGUGUCUCUGUGCCGAUGACCACGACUGAGGACAAAAUCUAGCAUCAAUUUUGGUGAAGAACAUUAAUUUGUUAAGAUUUUCAGGUCAGUUAAUUAAAAAGACACUUGUCUGUCCAUUUGGUUUCUAGAAAAUGUUCUGCAUUAGAAUAAAAUACUAGAGUUAACAUUUAUAAACAAUACAAUUAAACAAUACAUAAAUAUUUAAUACAGUUUAUAACGCAGUAUAACGUAGAUAUACUUAGUGUUUAUUAAUGUAUCUGUUAAUAAAUGAUAAUUAUAGUAACAUAUCUUUGUAGGAGAAGUUAUAAUUGUUGACAAAUUUUGUACUUAACUAAAAUGUUGUAAUAUCUGCUCAGACACAUUAUAGUCGUUAUAAACCAGAUAUUAAAUGUUUAGUAACUGCUGAUAAAUGCUAAAUACAGAGCGUUGGUGUUUCUCUGGGGUCUCUACCUCUGACAUCUGUAAUAAUGUGCCGUUUCAUAUUUUAGAAUUAGAUUGUUUUUUUUUUAGUCUGCGUUGAAAUGUCAUAACAAGACAUCGUUUUUAAAACCAUUUUGAAUGAAUAUAAUUAAAGUUUAAACAGGAUGUUAGCGCACAGAUUUUCAAUUCAGAGCGUCUUGUUACCACAAUGAUGCACCACACCAGCAGUAAACAGGCUGCUAUAUUUAGCUUCAAUUUUCACUUUCAUUUAUUUUUUAAAGGUUUGAAGUGAGCAGAAAGUUGUACAGUGUAAAAAUAAAAACACACAGCUUUUGUACCUGUUACAGUUUGUCCACCACUGUUUUCUCAAAAUGAGUUUUUCCUGAGUCUGAAAUCUAAACUUCAGCAGCUCUUAGAAACUUUCCAGUUUUAUUCGUGACUAUAUUUGUUCAUACAUCAUUCACAACCUGAAGUAUAAAACAUUUUAAUUCCCUGUAACAUGUAGAUUUAUGCUUGUUGACAGUAUUUUCUGAUUUUAUGUAGUGAAAACUGAGAAAUCCAAAAUGUUAAUGUGUGUAAACAAAAUAAAAUAAUCAUUUUGAAGCUGAUUCAA
Molecule: messenger RNA, 2706 nt
Organism: Micropterus salmoides (largemouth bass)
Lineage: Eukaryota; Metazoa; Chordata; Actinopteri; Centrarchiformes; Centrarchidae
Product: rho GTPase-activating protein 8-like
Exons: 13
Coding region: 142-1419 (425 amino acids)
Biological process (GO): small GTPase-mediated signal transduction; negative regulation of endocytic recycling
Cellular component (GO): cytoplasm
Molecular function (GO): GTPase activator activity
Source: RefSeq, a predicted model, not a curated record